Molecule: messenger RNA, 779 nt
Organism: Phodopus roborovskii (desert hamster)
Lineage: Eukaryota; Metazoa; Chordata; Mammalia; Rodentia; Cricetidae
Gene: Shld1
Product: shieldin complex subunit 1
Exons: 3
Coding region: 101-727 (208 amino acids)
Biological process (GO): positive regulation of isotype switching; positive regulation of double-strand break repair via nonhomologous end joining; negative regulation of double-strand break repair via homologous recombination
Cellular component (GO): site of double-strand break
Source: RefSeq, a predicted model, not a curated record
UAAACAAUGCUAUCUAGACUUCUGAACUUUGUUCCAGGAAGCAUCACAGGAAAAACAAGCCUCGUCAUGGAAAAAUGACACCAAAACAUGUAAGAGGCCUAUGGAAUCUCAGGCAGACACAUCCAGCAUCGAGUCAGUGGAGAGCUGUACCUUGGACCUACCGACAGCAUGUGACAUCAGAGGUCAGGAAGCAUCCCUGGGAGCCAGCCAGGGAGCCAGCAGCAAGUCUCUGAGUUCUCUGGAAUCCCAUUCUUUCCCUUGUUCUUCGACUGCUGAUCCAGAUAGCAGUUCUCUAAACACUGAGCAAAAGGAAGGCUCCUGGGACUCUGAGAACUUCUGGCUUGAGCCUUCUGGGAAAGGCCAGCUGGAGACCAGUGAAGACGAGGAUGGCCUUCGGAACUCACUGGACAGAUUCUAUGAAGCAUUUGCCGAUCCACUGCCAGGCUCCGGGGAUCCGCUCUCUGCCCCUGUGUGUCAGUGCCUGUCUCAGAUGAUCUCUGAACUUGAGGGCCAAGAGAGCCAAAAGUACGCUCUCCGCAGUUUCCAGAUGGCGCGGGUCAUCUUCAACCGGGAUGGCUGCUCUAUUUUAAAGCAGCAUUCCAGGGGAACCCGCUUCUACCCUCUGGAGCAAGGAGGCAACUCUGUAGAGGACCAAGAGCCCACCCCAGGGCUGUCAAGAGAGAUCAUUCGUUUCCUCUUGGAGCAGCCAGUAAUGAAAGACUUGUAGCUGGUGCUGGUGCGAAAGUCAGCAAUGCUGGAGGGGAAGUGCGCCAGCUUGG